GCUCGUCGGUCACCAUGCAAGAUGAAAGCUCUCGCGCAGGAAACACAGCGAAGUGAACCUCACUGACGAGGGCCUCGUCUGGCGUGACUUCCCGCGUGUCGAUUCUCUCGACGCUGGCAGCGAGGUCCAGCAUGGAUCACUUACCUGGCCAAUCCUCUCCGAUCUCACUCUGCAAUCUGCCAGUCCAGUGCUAAGGUGUGAGUGUUGAUUGCCAUGCUUCGUGUUGUCUCCCGUCUCGCUCAACCGUCCCGACGUGUGACGCAAGUCGCGGCCAAGUCCUUCGUCGGAUCCGCAUCCUGCCACGGCCUGCAGUGUCGUUGCGGCUCGUGCGCUAGGAAUCAAUGGCGCCACUUCUCGGUGCAAUCGCAGCCGCACUACGACAUCCCCAAGACGCAGACGGCCAUUAUGUAUGAGUCUGAAGGAGCUCCGCUUCAAGUCCGCACGGACUGGCCGGUGGUGCAGCCGGAAGACCUUCAAGCCGGCGAAAUCCUGGUGCGCAUGGCCUACAGCGGCGUGUGUCACUCGGACGUGAUCAUCUGGGAGGGUGGAGGUGCUCCUGUUGGCAAGAAGAUGCCGCUGGUCGGCGGCCACGAAGGCACGGGCUACGUCGCAGCUAUCGCCGAGAACACCAAGACAAAUCUCAAGGUCGGUGACCCCGUGGGCGUCAAGUGGCUGGCGCACUCGUGUCUCGGCUGCGAAGAUUGCCGUAAGGGCCACGAGACCACGUGCGAGAGCGUCAUCAUGCACGGAUAUACGAUCGACGGCUCAUUCCAGCAGUGGUGCGUCUCCUACGCAGACCACGUCACGCCGAUCCCAAAGGGCUAUGACAUGGCAGCCGCUGCGCCGCUACUGUGUGCCGGUGUGACGGUGUACUCAGCGCUUAAGGAGAUUGGAGGUGCUCCAGGGGAGUACGUCGUGAUCCCCGGCGCCGGUGGAGGCUUGGGUCAUCUGGCUUGCCAGUACGCUCGAUCGAUGGGUUAUAAAGUCAUUGCUAUCGAUUCGGGCGACGACAAGCGUAAGCUUCUGGAGGGCUACGGUGUUAAGCAUUUCAUCGACUUCAAGGACGGCGACGUGGUCGGACAGGUUAAGGCGAUCACGGGACGCGGAGCUCAUUGCGCUUGUGUGGUGGCCGACACUGAGUCUUCGUACCAGGAUGCACUGCAGUACAUUCGUCCGCAUGGCACCGUGCUGAUGGUGGGCGUACCCAAAGGUGGCUUGCUGCCGGUGCCGAUUGAACCGACCGUGGCCUUCGCGCACCGCAUCAUUGGUACCAACGUGGGCAACCGUCAGGACUCCAUCGAAACGGUGAACAUCGCUGCCGACGGAGCGGUGGAGACGUUCUAUAACGUCGAGCCGCUCACGAACCUGCCCGACGUGUUCAAGCGGAUGAAAGCCGGCACGCUGUUCGGCCGCACUGUGCUGGACUGCGAGUGAUUGAGUAUGUUAGUGUUUGUGGGCGUAGCCAGAAGCCUCUGCGUGGAGAAGUAGGAGAGUCGUCACGUUUUGAUAAAAGUCGCUUUUACUAGUUGAAGAGUGGAUACAUUUAAAGCUGUUGCUUUGCUAGCCGAUACGGCAGCCUCUGCACUACACUGC
Messenger RNA from Phytophthora nicotianae INRA-310, 1593 nucleotides. RefSeq lists its product as hypothetical. Lineage: Eukaryota; Oomycota; Peronosporomycetes; Peronosporales; Peronosporaceae. Gene Ontology annotation, molecular function: oxidoreductase activity. Bases 214 to 1434 code for a protein of 406 amino acids. The record is from RefSeq and is a predicted model, not a curated record. The transcript has a single exon.